This is a messenger RNA of Magnolia sinica, 2360 nucleotides long. Its product is annotated as EIN3-binding F-box protein 2-like. The transcript is spliced from 2 exons. Gene Ontology annotation, biological process: SCF-dependent proteasomal ubiquitin-dependent protein catabolic process. The record is from RefSeq and is a predicted model, not a curated record. Bases 209 to 2026 code for a protein of 605 amino acids. Lineage: Eukaryota; Viridiplantae; Streptophyta; Magnoliopsida; Magnoliales; Magnoliaceae. Gene Ontology annotation, cellular component: SCF ubiquitin ligase complex. Gene Ontology annotation, molecular function: protein binding.
GUGGGACUCUUUCAUUUUCAUACAAUGUUCCCCGCCUCCAACCCUCCUCUCUCUCUUCCUAAAUAAAGCGGCUCUUUGACGUGUGAUCUUCAUAUACCAUACAACGAUUGCAGCUUCUUUCAGAUGAUCUCCUUCCUUUCUAUUUGAGAGAGCUCACACCAUUCACUGCUUCUUUUUCUCUCUCACAAUCAACCUCUUCCUUGGAUUCAUGUUGUUAUCAAUGGCGCACCACGGUGCUGAUGAUGAUUUUCUUCAGCCCAGGAAAAGACCCAGAUUGCAAAACAAUCCCCUUACAGGAAAAUCCAACGGCCUAGAUCUCAUCAGCCACCUUCCCGACGAAUGCAUCGUGGAGAUCUUUUCCUUCCUCCCAUCCCACCAAGACCGUUGCUCUUGUGCCGCCGUCUCAAGAAAAUGGCUCAUCUUGCAAGCCAACAUGCGAAGCACAGAGUUCAAAUCCAACAACUCCAUUCAAAAGCCCGAGAAGAAUAAAACAUCGAGGUGUUUGGAAGGCAUGAAAGCCAGCGAUACAAGGCUAGCUGCAAUAGCUGUAGGAAUAUACCCUUCCCAAGGGCUAACCCACCUUUGCAUUAGGGCAACCUACCCUUCAUAUGGGAUAACUGAUUUUGGCCUUAAAAUCAUAGCCCAAGCAUUCCCAACCCUAAAAUCUCUUUCCCUCUGGGACUGUCUCAAGGUGGGCAGUGAGGGGCUUGCCUCAAUUGCCAAAGGUUGCAAAUGGCUAGAAAAGCUCGACAUAGUCAAUUCUCCGUCCAUCGAUGAUAAUGGCCUUGCAACGGUGACGAAAAACUGCCCGAACCUAUUAACCUUGAAUCUAGAUUCUUGCCCGUCAAUUACCAACCGUUCCCUUCAAGCUGUAGCUAGGCACUCUUCCAAUCUCGUAUUGAUUUCCCUGGUAAAAUGCCUGCUCAUCGGUGAUGAAGGGAUCGUUUCGAUUCUUUCAAGCUUGCCCAAGUUGGCGAAGCUUAAGCUCAUCUCUGUAAGAGCAGCAGACGCUGUUCUUGAAGCAAUAGGGCGGCAUGGGAAAUCUCUUAGAAGCUUGUGUCUAGAGAAUGUUUGGGGUGUUAGCGAAAUUGGGUUUUGCUCAAUAGGAAGAUUGGAGAACGUGGAGUUCCUUUCAUUGAGAUCUUGCUCAGGUUUGAAUGACAUGGGCUUUAAGGCGAUUGGAAAAGGGUUUGUCGGAUUGAAGUGGAUGGUAAUCCGCAACUGCCAGGCAUUGACUGAUACUGGUCUGAAAGAGGUGGCUGAAUCAGCUGCACUGCUCGAGUGUCUCAAGCUAGUGGCAUGUAACAAUGUUUCAUCACUUGGGCUAAUGGAAGUUUUCAUGAACUGCAACAAGAGACUGAGGGUGCUGUCAUUGGUGAAAUGUGGAGGAUUGAAAGAAGAAGAAGACGCACGUUCUAGAAGAGCAGUUCUCCCAAAAUGUCCUCUUCUAGAGUCUGUAACACUAGACAGUUGUGUUGGUGUUGGAGACUCUUUCCUGUCAUGGCUAGGAAGCGCAUGUGUGCAGGUUAAGCACCUUGAGCUUAUUGGGUUGAGCUUUAUCACUGAUAAAGGAAUCCUCAGCCUCUUAAAAUCACUUGGGACUCUAAAUAAGGCUUUGGUGAGUGUGGAUUUAAGUGGGUGUUUGGGUGUUACAGAUAGGAGUGUUUUGGCCAUCACAAGUGCAUUUGGAGAGAGGCUAAGUUCAUUGAGAUUGGAUGGUUGUGAUGGAUUGAGUGACAGGAGUUUGGAAAUGAUUGCUGAGUUUUGCCUUUGUUUGAGGGAAUUGGACCUUUCUAGCUGUGGCAUCAGUGAUGAUGGGGUAUUUUGCCUUGCAAAAUCAAAAUAUCAGUGCAUCGAAGUGCUCUCUCUAGCUGGUUGUACUGGGAUUACGGACAACAGCUUGGGUUUUCUUGAGAUGAUGUGUGGGAGUUUGGUGGACCUGAAUCUAAAGCAAUGUCCUCAGCUUAGCAAGAGGGCCAUUGAUUCGGUCAAGGAGACUCUUUGGUGGUGUGAUGUGUUGUAUUAGAAGUUAGAACAUCUAAAUUAUGUAAAUGUCUCUUUUUUCUUCUUCUUUCCUGAGGGAUUUUGCACAUUCUCAUUUCCUUCAAUUGGGUGUAUGCAAAUCAAUCAGGUUCGUGUUGCUCCUUUUUCUUUUUCUUUUUUGGAUGAGCUAUGUAAGCACAUUGGCGUCUGUAUUGAUGGCCUAAGCUGGUGUGUCAGUAUGUUUUUGGUACCUUAGUGUUGCAUAUCUCGCUGGGAAGUUUAACUUCUAUGUUGAGAGUUUUGUUGUAAACAAUUCGGUCAUUUUUUCCUUGGGGGAAUGUAAAUUUCAAAUUAUAGUUUGAAUGAUUGUCUGGAUA